UGUAACUUUGUGUUGCAGAAAAUGCAAAACUGUUACGCUUGUCAUGCUGGACAUGCGUCAGAGGCUAUUUUCGUACGUGUUUAUUUCAAGUACAAGUUUACGCAACAUGACAGGUUGUUUCAUGCAGAGCAAACUUGUGAUGCUAUUCCUCCAAGAAGCACAAUUACACAGUUUUUUUCUUGCAUAGUUUCGCCGCCGUCACGAAGGAGGUUUUGCCGAUUAUGCAUUGCAAAAGUAUCGUACUAGCAUAUAGUCGCAGGACAAAUUGAAAUUUCCUCCGCGUGAGAAAUAAAAUUUGUAAUGCGGAUUUACCUUGAGAAUGAGAGUUGUAAUGCGUGAAUGCGAUUAGUACGAGUACGAUACUUUUGCACAGGAUACCGAUGGAGCGGAAGCAAAAGUCGAACUUGCCGGACAUCAUAAUCGGGGAGUACGACGCGACGGCGAACACGGAAAGCCAGAAAAGCUUCGAGAAAUUGCUGGAAAAGGGGAAGUAUGAGGUCGUAGACGUGCACUACCAGUUUGCGCGGAUGCGGUAUAAGGAACUUGUGGUGGAGUUGGUGCCGACGUUGUACACGUUCGUGAAGGGGCUUGAGGAGUAAAACGAAUAUAAAACUGCCGUAAAGUAGGGGGUUCGUGAAGAACUUCAUUUAAUCAACUUAUCCGCUGUACAACUGGUAAAGAACUACAUACCACGUUCAGCUCCUUCCAAGAACAUUUGCUGACUGGAGCGCUUGCCAAAAGACCAUAAGUUCAAGAACAUUUAAUUCGCGCGUGCGUCACACUUGAGGUGUAAGUGCAUGCAUUUUCAAAGUCAGAUGCUGUCAAGACGCCCCUGGCGUGAGGUAAAU
Molecule: messenger RNA, 848 nt
Organism: Amoebophrya sp. A120
Lineage: Eukaryota; Dinophyceae; Syndiniales; Amoebophryaceae
Source: the annotation of a GenBank genome assembly